Molecule: messenger RNA, 1703 nt
Organism: Bombina bombina (fire-bellied toad)
Lineage: Eukaryota; Metazoa; Chordata; Amphibia; Anura; Bombinatoridae
Product: AP2-associated protein kinase 1-like
Exons: 2
Coding region: 859-1680 (273 amino acids)
Source: RefSeq, a predicted model, not a curated record
CGUUCCUUGUGAGGGGGGUACUGUCAUGCUACUGUCCCUUUAAUUAGAGGCAUGCACCUUUUUCUCACUCUGCCUAUUUAACCACACCUCUGAUAACUUUUAGUUGCUUGUUAUUGUGGCAUGUGUUCACUUCUCUGGAAUACAGCACCUAAAGCCUACUCAUUUGUAUUAACUGAAGUACAAGACUUGCCUGCUCAUUUUCUGAGCAUUCUGGAUUUUCAUUUACUCAGUAGCUGCAAUCAGCUGUGUGCAGCUUUGCCUUUCUCUGACACACCUUUCUCACAGCCUGGAUCACAACCAGACCUGCAGACUGCAUCAGCCGCCAUAAUAGCGUGUCCAUAACAGCGUGUCCAUAACAGCGUGUCCAUAACAGUGUGUCUCCUCUGAGCAGAGCCUGCUCUAUCUGGGAUCCCAGCACCGGUAACUACACUAUAUGCAAUAUUGCGUGACAAAUAACCUCCUGUCACGGGGAUGCAAACAGGCAUGCCGCCACCUCCACCACCCCCACCAGUCACAGGCAUGCCGCCACCUCCACCACCACCACCAGUCACAGGCAUAAAAAUCUCCUUUGAGAUACCUAUUUUUUCCAGUCACAGGCAUGCAGCCACCACCACCACCAGUCUUCAGGCAACCACGUGAACAUUAUGCUCCCAGACAUGAGCAGGGUUGGAUGGCUUCAGUUGAGGACCCGGAAGUGAUGCCACCAUUGACAUAUGACCCCUGGCAAGAUUCCUGGCCAGAGGAAUAUUCUUCUUUUGGAUUUGAGGGGGAGCCAAGACAGCCACAAAGGGUCCAUUUAUUUAUCCCCCCCCCCCCCCAACACAAUCUCAAGGCAUUCAUGGCUUUUACACACAGGCUAUGUCACAAGAAGUGCCAACUGGACAGGCUGAGUGGUCACACACUGGUCAUCAGUGGGACUAUCAAUCCACCCUGAGAGCUCCACCAUACUCUUCACUUGGGAGAGCACCACCAUCCUCUUCACUUGGAAGAGCAUCACCAUCCUCUUCACUUGGAAGAGCACCACCAUCUGCAGAAGAACAUAUAGCUGAAAGUACUCAAGCAGCAGCAGAUGCAGCUGAACCUGCACCUCAAGCACCACCAGAUGUAGCUGAACCUGCACCUCAAGCAGCAGCAAAUGUAGCUGAACCUGCACCUCAAGCACCACCAGAUGUAGCUGAACCUGCACCUCAAGCAGCAGCAAAUGCAGCUGAACCUGCACCUCAAGCACCUAGAAGCCCUGCUGCUCAAGAGCCUGUGGAUGCAUUGUAUUCACCCCUGUGGGAGGAAUACAUUGCACUCCAGAGGAGGCUCAUAACAAGCACCGAGAAUAUACAAAGAACCCAAGAGAGGUUCUUCAGGAGCCAACAGAGGAGACAACAACGUAGCAUAGAGCUACAGAGAGACAUAGCAGCAUCAUUAAGUGCAAGUGUUCAUAACCAAUCCCAGAUGAUGCGAAUUCUGUCUGAUUUGCAGAUGCAAAUGGACAAUAGAUGCAGAGAACAAAAUCAACUCUUGGGUGUGUUGGUUGAGCACUUUACACACCAGCAGGACACUGCCUCCAGCCUAUCAUCUGUGGCCAGCACACCAGCAGAAACAGAAGAAUCUUCUCAAACCAGAAGAACAAGGCAAUCCACUACAGCCACCUCAGCUGUCUCAUACCAGAAGCCAAAAAAUAAAUAAAUAUUCUUAUAGUUCACCAUAAA